Molecule: messenger RNA, 2100 nt
Organism: Porites lobata
Lineage: Eukaryota; Metazoa; Cnidaria; Anthozoa; Scleractinia; Poritidae
Source: the annotation of a GenBank genome assembly
AUGGAUGAAGUUGAUCGAGAUGCUGCCAUAAAAGAGGAACAGGACCUCAAAACAACAGUGGACAGGGAGUGUGCCACUGAAGAUAAUCAACUUAACACAAAUGGUAUGAUAUCAGACUAAAGCCUAGUCAAGUGUUAUGUCUCUGUCUUGGGGCUGGGACUGCCACAUACGAAAGUAAACUCUGGUUAACUCUGCGAAACAGCGCUGAAAUCCUUGUUCUAGGGCCCCACCUGUCUACCAGGAUUUGAGUACGAGCUAUGAUUAGCCUGUUAAAAAAGCCAUUGUUAAUUUGCCAAUCAGAAUGAAAGGAAAUUCAAAUUACAUUUCAGUAUUUGGUUGACACCGUUGCGGGCCAAGAACGAGGAUCUUGGUGCUGCUUAGCAAAUGUUACUAACAGCCGUCAAAUUACAUCUGUGACGCAGGCUAGCCGGGACUAGGCAAUACUAGAAUUUGCUUGGGAUAUGUAUAACAGCCAUUGAUAUUAAAUUUCUCUCCUCCGCAGAGGCUCCCGCUGGGUAAUCCAAUAAAGAUAACAAUAACCGAAAAAUAGAAGGCGCGGUAUCGUGCACUGCGCGCUCUCUUUAUCUUUCUCCCAGCCUCCCUACAACACAAAAAGGCCUCUGCGGAGGAGAGAGAUGUAUUGAAUCCUAAAGUUCUUUUGGAGUUGACAAAAUGCAGGCACAGAUGUCCCAGCCCGCUUUAUUACAUGUUUUACAGAAAGGAGCUGAGGCACAGACAAGAAUCCAAGUUUAAAGGCUUUCUGGGCAUGCACAAUGCAAGCCGUCCCUUAGAUCAAUAAUAUACUGCACCUGAAGGAAGUCAAGAAGGAAUGGGGAGAUACUUGCUUUUCUUUUAGCUAAAUGACCAACCCUUGAUCACUCUUUCUACUCUUCCCAAUGUUCUGUGGGGCAAUUUAACCGAUAAUAAUAUAUUAAGUAUAGAAACAACAAAAUCAACAAAAAUGGAACAAAGUGGAAGGAUGAUCACUAAAUGUUUUUAUACUAGGCAACAACAACUUUCAAGUGUUAACUGUUAAAAAUGUUAUUCAGUAACAUUACCAAAGAAAACAGGACUCCUCUCUUGGUUCUCCCUGUAUGUAAUUAUGUUUUUUUUUCUUUACUUUUCACACUAGGUGUAGCUGACAGAGACAAGGCAACUGUGUCAAGCCCCCCUAAAAUAGAAUUCUGCAUAGCACAGUCAACAGAAAACCACAGUGCACUUCUUAAAGGAAUUCCAAAAGAGCCCUUACGUAAACCUCUUGACCAAAAAAUCUUGUUUGGUCGUGGUCAUUCAGCAGGGGUAUUCCUCAACGACGAUACCGCUUCACGGGAACACAUGACACUUUAUAUGCAAACGAACCCAGCAACAGGUGAAAAUAUAUUUGUUGUGAGUACAGUAAGUGAGAGCGAGCCGGUGUAUAUCAAUGGCACACCCUUUCAUAGGAAAGCAGGCACCAGAGUUCUUCAAACAAAUGACAAACUGAGAAUAGGGCAGCUUGAAUUUAUUGUCAAUAUCAUGCCAGGGGAUUCCACGGAGUUUUACCAAGUUGAAUUUACAAAGGGAAGUAAAGGAAAUCUUCAACAGCUCAAUUUACCACGUCAAGUUAAUUAUCCUCAGAUUCAAGGACAGGCAGGGAUUAACACACAGCCGAUCUUCCUGGCCAAUCACCCAGGUGCUGUUAUUUUUCCAAAUAACUAUGGUGUCCCUGUACCUGGUGCCCCUGUGAAUCCAGUGUUUAACUUGAACAUCUCAGCUGGUGGUGGUGUUACACAGUUUAAUCCCAUGGGACCAGCAUUUCAAGGAAGUCCUGCAUCAUUUGCUGUACCACCUGUGCCAGUGAAUCCUGGAAUAGGCCAGGGAUCACUACAAGUACAACAAUUUCCAGAAAAUCUGAGAUGUCAGGGCAUGACUCCUAGCCUUCAGCCUCAACAAGAGUCACAAUACUCAGGGAUGUAUCAGCAGGAGAGAGUGCUAGCACAUGAUAGAAGACAGAUGUGUCACACAAAAUUACCCUCUGAACAAAAUGAGGAUCCCAAACAAACUGGGCCAGAUGGUGUCCUCCAUGUGUCUAUAGAGGAAUCUGGGCUGCAAAAGACUUAA